Messenger RNA from Cannabis sativa, 3659 nucleotides. RefSeq lists its product as uncharacterized. The record is from RefSeq and is a predicted model, not a curated record. Lineage: Eukaryota; Viridiplantae; Streptophyta; Magnoliopsida; Rosales; Cannabaceae. The transcript is spliced from 5 exons. Gene Ontology annotation, molecular function: cysteine-type peptidase activity. Gene Ontology annotation, biological process: proteolysis. Bases 853 to 3477 code for a protein of 874 amino acids.
UAAAGGGAAAUUUGAUAAUUUAUGCUAAAAAAUUAGAUAGGGUGUUUAAUUAUACCCAAUUAUUACACAUAAAAAAACUAUACCUAUCUUUUAAUUAUCUUCCAAAAAUACCCCUGUCUUUUCAAACUUCUCACAUUCCCUCUAACUCUAUUCUCUCUCUUCUUCCUUCUCUCUCUUCAUUCCCUCUCCCCACCGACGCUGCAAACAACAACCACACCAGACGUAGUCGACCACCAAACAACCAAAAUCGCAGUCGACCACCAAACAACCACCAGACGACCAGGAACCCACAAACCCACAAACCCACGAACCCACGACGACGACGACGAACCCACGGGCACGAACCGAACCCUUGAACCCAGACGAACCCUCGAACCCACUCCAAUCGACCCCAUCGACUGACGCCUGAGCGAACAAGGAGACCCAGUCGAAUCCCACGAACAUAGCAAUCCAGGUUAGUUUUCGUGGAAUUUUUCUUUGAAUUUUCUUCUUUAAAAUGCAUACAUUUGUGGUUGAAUCUGGUAUUGAAUUGAAAGUUGUUAUUUUGUAUGUUUUUUGGGGAUAAUUUGUGCAAUAAAACUGUGGGAUGAAUGUGGGUUUCGAACAAUAGAUUUUUCUGGGUUUUUAGGUUAUUGUGCGAUUUUAUGCGAUUCUAUGUGCGCUUUUGUGCGACGUGUCUGGAGUCUGUACAUGUGUUUUUGUGUUUUUGCGACUUUUGUGCGAUUUAUGUGCGAUCUUGUGCGAUUAAGUUGUAGACUCUCUGUGUUGGGUAUGUUAAGCAAUAUUAUGCGAUGUUGUGCGAUUUUGAGCGAUUUAUAGAAUGUGGUCAACGUCUUGAAUUUUGGCGACAUUAUGCGAUUUAUUUGCGACUUAUUGUGCGAUUUUACUGACAUCAGAAAUUUCCAAGUGUUACCCACACGACCCACACGAGACCCACUCCAAGCACAAUCCACGAACCAGAUGGCUCCAGAACUCAUUCUCCCCUUGGCUGAGCAUUUUCCUGGGCGUAUCACUUACCGAGGAAAUGGGUACUUUGCUUCUAUUAAAGCAAAGUUUGAAGCCUUUAACCUGACCGAGAGGGUGAAGGAAACUCCUUUUGGAGUUUUUUGGAAUGCGAAUGAACUGAAAUUCUCCGGGGUGAUUGUGCAUCAACUACUGUUGAGGAAAAUGAAAGUGAGUGAGGUAAAGAAUGAUGAAGUGUGGUUUUACGUGGGUAAAACCGAGGCCAGAUUUGGAAGAUCUGAGUUUGGAUUGAUUACGGGACUGAAGAUGAGCGGUGGCCCCUCGACUGAAGAAUUGAAUACACUAUGUGAGUCUGAUCGGAUAUUGCGGGACUACCUCAAUAAUGCCAAACGGGUCACUUUCAAAACCCUUUGGCUAGCUUUUGAGGCGUGCGAUGUGGUCGACGACGUGUACAAGCUGGGGCUGUGUGCAUUUGUUGAAGGAGUGCUUCUAUCUAGGGCUGAGGGUGUUUACAUAUGGUCGGAUAUGCUGAAGUUGGUAGAAAACGAGGAGAAGUUCUUCGAAUAUCCGUGGGGCCUUCUUUCAUAUCAGAAGUUGUUGUCAUCCACAGCCAAAAGUAUGACUGACCUGAGGAAGAACUACCUUGAUAAAUCUACUAAGGAUAAGAAGAAAGGGAAGAAGGAGAAAAAAAUUACUCAACCAGAGGCGAAGUACAAUGUCUACGGAUAUGCACCGGCGCUACAAUACUGGGCCUUUGAGGUGAUGCAGGAUUUGGGGAAGAAGUACGGGCAGUGCAGAGGGACUAGAUUCCCUCGAAUGUUGAAUUGGAGCACCCCCAACACAGUUACGAAACAUGAUGUCAAGCAACCUGAUGUCGCUACCCUAUUCGAGAAGAGGAUGGUUGUUCUUCAAAUUCUGUAUCCUAGGAAUUGGGAGGUGGACUAUUGGAAGAGCAAUUGUGAGGGUGAGGUCCCCACGGUGGAAAUGGGGUUGGAUGAGGUCGAAGAAACGCAAGUCGGGGCGCAAGAUUCGACCGCAUUCCAGACCCAAGCCGAACGGGUGGCGGAUUAUGUGAAAAAGUCCAAAAUUAUUCCACCAUCCCCACCCAAAGAAGCACCAGACGCCUCCACAUCUGCCACCGUGCCCCCAACGCCUGCCACUGUGCCCCCAAGCUCUGCUCCAGCCAAUGACUCGAACUACCUCUUGUUGGCUAAGAGGUUGGAGAAGGUAGAAGCGCAACAAGUUGCGAUUCUCACUGCCCAGACUGAGAUGAAGGCUGACUUCAAGAGAAGUCAGAAAGAGAUGAAGAAUCUUAUCAUGGAUCAAAUUGCGACCGUGAUAAGUUUGUUACGUGCGACCUUCGGAGCCGACACAACCAUCGUGGCCGCACAAGAAUCGACCCCAGACCAUCAGACACGGCAGAGCCAUUACAGACGGUACAUCCAUCACCGCCGACAUAUGAUGAUGAUGAUGAUGUCUACCCGUAAGAUUGGCAACCUGACGCAUGUGACGUUCCUUCUACUCCUGCAAACGCCAUUGUCAUUUCGCUGGGUGAUACUGAAUCUCAGGAUGUGGAAGAGUUGCAGGGGCCACCGGCAUGGAGUGGAGUUACGUAGGCUUAGGCGAAAGCGCAAGCCGGUUUUCUUGAAUGACUACACUGCUGGGAAGAAGAAACAACGACAAGGGCCCGUGGUAGUAGACACCCUGAAACCGGCGGACGCCCGGCUGUUAAAAUUUUUCCAGAAGUGGAUCACUUAUGCUAGGGACAAUGGCCGUCCUAGGGAUGUUCACACUGGCGAAGCCACUAGAUCGUGGUUCGUGAAGUUGAUGGUGCUCAACGAAUGGCUCGAAGAUGCUCAAAUUGAUGCCAUGGCGCACUUAUUGAGAAGAAGACGGACCCUGUACCCGGAAGUCUACACCCGAAAAGGUGUAGUUUUGGACACAUCUGCUCCACAGUUCUUUUCCAUGUUUUGGAAUAUGUGUGAGGGUGACAGGAGCAAGAUCAAAUGGGAUGAGAGCGUCAUGAGCUACGUGCAGGGGAUACCGCACAGAUACUUGCCAUGUUGGGAGAAGCAGGAGUACAUAUACUUUGUGUUGCACCUUCCCAAAGAGCGCCACUGGGUGGCAGUUGAGGUGGAUAUCGAGAACUGGGAGAUCAUUGUAUAUGAUUCCGAUAUCGGUGCCACCGUUGAGGCAGCCAUGGAGUCAUAUUUGAAGCCUUACAGCGAGCUCUUUGCAAAUCUAAUUCGAGAUAGCGGUUAUUUCCAAUACAACAAUUAUGUACAUCCGGUGGAGUUGGGCGAUCUCAGUCAGCUCCUACCCCUCCAUUAUAGACGAGCUACUUCGGAGGUUGUACCACAAACGAACGGCAGUGGCAAUUGUGGAGUGUAUGCCAUGGAGCACAUUGAGCACUUGAUGCUGGAUCGUUCGUUGGAGCAUGUGCAUGAUGAUAACAUGCUCACCUUUAGACAUAGGUGGUGUGUGGACCUAUUUUACCAGAACUUAACGUGGUAGUUUUUUGUAGGUUUUUGCAAUGUUAAUCUUGUACACAUAAACUCCCCUUUUGUAACUGUAUUAUAAUCUCACCAAAUUUAUAUAUAACAAGUAAAUUUAAAGCUAUUUAAAUUGUUGCUUGUAUCAAUUUAUUUCUUUUUUAAAUUUUUCAUAAAUCCUGUGAGAAGAUGACUUCUUGAUAA